Molecule: messenger RNA, 1266 nt
Organism: Symbiodinium sp. CCMP2592
Lineage: Eukaryota; Dinophyceae; Suessiales; Symbiodiniaceae
Source: the annotation of a GenBank genome assembly
AUGAGACGAAUGCGGAUCGUCGUGUCACCAUUGCAAUGCUGGCCCGGCUUGAGAAAUUGCACCCUCUCAUCGCGAAGCCAGCGACCUGCAAGGUGCGAUGUUGCGGACCGGAAUCUGUCGACUUCCGCCGCAGUCCAUGAUGACAAGCCGCCGAGUCCCAUCUGCAAUGGAGAUUUGGCAAGAAUGGUCGAGGAAGCCCGGAGCCCAUUGAAGAGAGGACGCAGAGCUACCGAGGUUGCAAUAGGCUCCCACGACUACCGGUAUGGAUCGACGCUGCGAGGUUGGAGUAAAAAUGUAGCCGCUUCAGCCCAAAGGAGAGACCGCGAGAAGGGCUGGCAGUCCAACAUAGAUGCGAACUAUCUUCUGGACCUUGUACUUGAGCAGGGCGGCCUGUGUGCAUAUUCUGGAAUACCGAUGGAACUGCUGCUGCCACACUCGCAUUGGAGGGUGUCCAUCGAAAGGAUCAAUAACAGAAAGGGGUAUAUUAAAGGCAAUUGCUGCUUAAUUGCAGCUGAGUUCAAUACAGCAGUGCACAAGAUGCGUGACGAAGCCGGAGCUCCCACCGGAUCUGCACAAUGGUCCAAGCAGAAAGUCGAGGAGCUUGUCCAUGUUCGGACAGGGCAAGUGCAGGCGCAACGGCUGCAGGAAGGCAUUGCCAUUGCAAGGAUUCGCCCAUCCCCGACUGGACCACUCUCAUACAGAACAUUUCGAGGACCAGAUGAAGAGGGAAGGUGUUUUUGCAGCCGCUGUGGCAUUUGGAAGUGGCAGUCGGAGUACUCUAAGUGUGCCGCAAGCAGGACUGGCAUGCAACCUCUGUGCAAGCAAUGUGCCUGUGAUGCGAAAUUAACCUGGCUGCAGACACUGCGGGGACACGGGAUAAGCCUGCUGACUACGGCCCGCCGAAGAGCUACUAGCAGAAAGGGCGUGUGGACCGGAGCUUUCGCACUGGAUUUGGACGACAUACUUGUCAUGCUCUGGAUGCAAGGUGGACGCUGCUACUACUCAGGUGUGCCGCUGCACUGUGCAGCAGGCCCUGCCGAUUGGGCCUGGUCCAUCGAGCGUCUAGACAAUUCCGUCACAUAUACGAAAGAGAAUUGCGUCUUGAUUGCCCGAGAGUUUCAGACCUCCGACCACAGUCGCAAAAAUGCGGCAUAUCCAGUUUUCGGCACUGCUCAGUGGUCACGAAGCAAGGUGAAUCACGUUUGGGGACUCUACCACGAAGACUGUGAAGCUCGAGUUGUUCAGGGUUUUCCCGGGCCUAAUUAG